AUGGGCUCUCCCAAGGACAUUGGUGCUCCCAGGGCCUUGCCAGGGACGGUGGCGAACCCAGGGGCCCUCCCAGGGACAGCGACGCACCCAGGGGCCCUCUCCGGGAUGGUAGCCAGGGACAGCAGAGCUCCCAGGGCUGGCGCCGACCCCAGGAACCGUACCAAGGGUCCCGGUGGGCCCUACGACAUGCUUAACCGUCGUGGGCAUUCCCAGAGACGGGAGCGCUUGCAGGGACACUCCCAGGGACUUUUGCACCCUGGGGACUCUUCCAGUAACAGCGGCGUCCCAGGGGCCCUCCCAUGUACGACGGCACACCCAGGGGCCCUGCAACAGGCGGUGGUGCCCCCAGGGACCUUGCCAGAGGCAGUGGCGUCCUCAAGGGCCUUGCCAGAGGCAGUGGCGCCUUCAGGGGCCUUGCCAGUGGUGCUGGCGCCCAUAAGUUCUCUCCCUGGGACAGUGGCCUUCCAAGGGGUCCUCCCAGAAACGGCAGCACUCCUAGGGGCUUGGCCAAGGGCAGUGGCGUGUUCCCAGGGGCCCUGCCAGCGACAGCGGCGCUCACAUAGGCUCUCCCAAGGACACUGGUGCUCCCAGGGUCUUCCCAGGGACGGUGGAGAACCCAGGGCCCUCCCAGGGACAGCGUUGCACCCAGGGGCCCUCUCCGGGAUGGUAGCCAGGGAGAGCAGAGCUCCCAGGGCUGGCGCCGACCCCAGGGACCGUACCAAGGGUCCCGGUGGGCCCUACGACAUGCUUAACCGUCGUGUCAUACACUGGGUCCUGCAAGGGGCGUUCGCGGCCCCUGGGGCCUUGCCAGAGACGGUGGGGCCCUCAGAGGCCUUGCCAGGGGCGCUAUCGUCACCAGGGGCUCUUCCUGGGACAGCAGCUCUCCCAGAGACCCUCUCAGGAGCGGUGGCGUCCACUGGGGCCAUGUCAUGGACAGCGGAGCUCCCAGGGACCCUCCCAGGGGAAGCGCCGACCCAGAAAUCGUACCAAGGGUCCCCAGGAGCCCUAUGGGACAUGAGCGCUUGUAGGGAUCCUCCCAGGGACAGGAGUUCUCCCAGGGCCCGUGCCAUGGGCGGUGGCACCCCUACAGGCUCAUCCAGGGACAUUGGCAGACUCAGGGGCUCUCCCAGGAACAGCAGCGCCCGCAGGGACCGUGCCAAAGGCGGUAGCGCAAGCCAGGACGCUCCCAGGGACAGGGACGCUCCCAAGGGCCCUCCCAGAGAUGGCGGUGCCCCCAUUGACUCUCCCAGCGGUGGUGCCCCCAGGGACCUUGCCAGAGGCAGUGGCGUCCUUAAGGCCCUUGCCAGAGGCAGUGGCGGCUUCAGGGGCCUUGCCAGUGGUGCUGGCGCCCCCAGGUUCUCUCCCUGGGACAGUGGCCUUCCAAGGGGUCCUCCCAGAAACGGCAGCCCUCCCAGGGGCUCUGCCAGCGACAGCGGCGCUCACAUGGGCUCUCCCAAGGACAUUGGUGCUCCCAGGGCCUUGCCAGGGACGGUGGCGAACCCAGGGGCCCUCCCAGGGACAGCGACGCACCCAGGGGCCCUCUCCGGGAUGGUAGCCAGGGACAGCAGAGCUCCCAGGGCUGGCGCCGACCCCAGGGACCGUACCAAGGGUCCCGGUGGGCCCUACGACAUGCUUAACCGUCGUGGGCCGUCCCAGAGACGGGAGCACUUGCAGGGACACUCCCAGGGAGUUUUGCACCCUGGGGACUCUUCCAGUAACAGCGGCGUCCCAGGGGCCCUCCCAUGUACGACGGCACACCCAGGGGCCCUGCAACAGGCGGUGGUGCCCCCAGGGACCUUGCCAGAGGCAGUGGCGUCCUCAAGGGCCUUGCCAGAGGCAGUGGCGCCUUCAGGGGCCUUGCCAGUGGUGCUGGCGCCCAUAAGUUCUCUCCCUGGGACAGUGGCCUUCCAAGGGGUCCUCCCAGAAACGGCAGCACUCCCAGGGGCUUGGCCAAGGGCAGUGGCGCGUUCCCAGGGGCUCUGCCAGCGACAGCGGCGCUCACAUAGGCUCUCCCAAGGACACUGGUGCUCCCAGGAUCUUGCCAGGGACGGUGGAGAACCCAGAGGCCCUCCCAGGGACAGCGUUGCACCCAGGGGCCCUCUCCGGGAUGGUAGCCAGGGAGAGCAGAGCUCCCAGGGCUGGCGCCAACCCCAGGGACCGUACCAAGGGUCCCGGUGGGCCCUACGACAUGCUUAA
Molecule: messenger RNA, 2196 nt
Organism: Homarus americanus (American lobster)
Lineage: Eukaryota; Metazoa; Arthropoda; Malacostraca; Decapoda; Nephropidae
Product: collagen alpha-1(III) chain-like
Exons: 6
Coding region: 1-2196 (731 amino acids)
Source: RefSeq, a predicted model, not a curated record